Solea solea (common sole) is the source of this 2782-nucleotide messenger RNA. Its product is annotated as claudin-14-like. Gene Ontology annotation, cellular component: plasma membrane; bicellular tight junction. NCBI's taxonomy places the organism in Eukaryota, Metazoa, Chordata, Actinopteri, Pleuronectiformes, Soleidae. Gene Ontology annotation, biological process: cell adhesion; bicellular tight junction assembly. Gene Ontology annotation, molecular function: structural molecule activity. The transcript is spliced from 7 exons. Bases 1001 to 1774 code for a protein of 257 amino acids. The record is from RefSeq and is a predicted model, not a curated record.
GGAAGUGGCUGGUGCUGGUGAGACACUGGCUGCGUGUCAUGAUGGUUUUGGUUGGAUAAAGAGUCCUCUUCACUUUUCUGGAAUCUUUCCUCAUCAUGUCCAUCGUCCCUGGGUUGACUGUAUUCACAAACACAAGGCAGAUCUUGUGGAGGAUCAUCCCUUGACCAUGGGGCUUUUACAGGGAACUGAAUAUUACAUAUGCGACCCUGGAGCAGGGCAAGGCUAAAGCUCAUGUUUGCCAACAAGAUGUCAUGGUGGGCUGGGGGACAGAGAUGAAAAGCGCUGAUCAAGAUGAUGGACUUAGAAGAUGAACCUGGGAUUAAACUGGAGUUGUGAGUUAUUCACCAGGUUUACCAUAUCUUUCGGCACCGCAUUACGAUCAAAUAUAUAUUAUUCACAGAUCUGGAGAUGGAGGGAGCUGAAUUACUGAGACCAAAACAGCACGAGCAGUAAGGACAAUAUCUCCUCUGUCUGUCUCUGCUCUUCCUCCAGUACUUGUCAUCCGCCCUGUUUAUCUGUCCAGAGCCACAUGCCAGCAGGAGGACAGUCUCUUAUGUCAACUUUGACAUGAUGCUCCUGUCGCUGACAGGGAUAAUGCUGAUGAUGACAUCUGGCUGGUCACAUAUUUGACAGUCCUGCGGAAACAGAAGGAGGUGGUCAGUGUGGAAUCAACGCCAGUGACCCUGUUUGUCUGGAACUUCUCCAAAUACGUCUCUGUCACUUAAGACAAGCGUGCCGUAUGGGCACCUGUGACUAUGGCUGUGUAGUCCUCGUGUAACCUUGUUGGGGCGGCGUAGAGCUUAACAAAUGGACUGCUGUGGUUUGCCCUCCAGAGGAGAGCAUUAAACAGAGACACUUGAGGAAUGGCUCACACUCUGUGACUGGAUGUUAGCUCAGUGGAGUUUACAGUACUGCUGGGGACCAUGCAGAUAAGAGGAGGAAACCAGCCACAUCUUCAACCUGUGGGACUGUAGUUUCCUUCCAGAAAUGCUUCUUUUUCAUGUGUUUGAGGAUCUGUGUGACUGAACCAAUCAUGGCCAGCACGGCGGCUCAGCUCCUUGGUUUCUUCUUAGGCCUUUUGGGCUUUACGGGAACUGUGGCUGCAACUCUGCUCCCCCACUGGCGCACCACAGCAUACGUGGGCUCAAACAUCAUCACAGCCACCGCCUACAUGAAAGGCCUGUGGAUGGAGUGUGUGUGGCACAGCACUGGCAUUUACCAGUGUGAGCUGUACAGAUCUCUGUUGGCAUUGCCUCAUGACCUGCAGGCUGCCCGGGCACUCAUGGUGCUGUCCUGUAUCAUCUCAGUCCUGGCAUCUCUGGUGUCUGUUAUGGGUAUGAAGUGUACCCGUUUUGCCCGCGGCUCAUUCGUCAAGACUCCACUGGCGAUGAGUGGGGGAAUCGGUUUCCUCUGUGCUGGUCUUCUCUGUCUUAUCACUGUGUCCUGGACCACCAAUGAUGUCAUAUUGGAUUUCUACAGCCCCUUCCUCCCCAGUGGGCUGAAAUGUGAGAUCGGCCUGGCAGUGUACCUCGGUUACGCGUCGUCCUGCCUCAGUCUGUGUGGAGGACUGGUGCUGUGCUGGAGCAGCAACGUUGCCAGGUCACAGAGACCCCCGCAUAUACAGAGGAUUCCAGCAUCAUCACCUCCUCCUGCCUUCAACAUCAUUUAUCCCCCUGCUCCACUCUACAAGCCACCGGAGGCCCUGAAGGAUAAUCGCACUCCCUCAUUGUGCUCCCUUUCCAGCAAUGGCUAUCGGCUCAAUAACUACGUCUAAAUCUUGGUGGAUCUGUGCAGCUCUGCACAAUCAAACUGAACCUUUCUCCAACUCAUUAUUAUUUUGUUGUUUCUUGUCUCCUCUACACCUGUAAAGCAAGAAAGAAAAUGUGAAAGGAAGGACAAGUACCUCACCUUCUCAUGUUUAACCAAACAUUACUUGCAACAUAUCACACUUCAACAAACUCCUCCGUUCUUCUCACUGUCACCAGAAGUGAGGUCACACUUAAGUUUUCCUUGGCUAAUCUGGGAUUCACUGAGUGUUUGAAGAGAACUGCAUGGAAAAUAAAACUGGUUGCCCUGCUGCUACACAACUACAGGACCAGAAGGUGGCGUCAUUGUCCUGCAAAUAAUCACAGAGAAGCGAGACCAUGUAGUGAAGUUCAGUUCCCACAUUCUAACCUCUGACACUCGUGUUAAUUAAUGACCACAUGUUUAGUCACUUCCUUGAUGAAGCCUGAAUGUUUUAACUGGCAUUUACUUUUGUAAAUGACAAUGCUCCACAUCAGUAACUUAAACACAUUAAUCAACACUAUAUGGACAAAAGUAUUUGAAUUCAGGUGUUUCAGUUAGGCUUUGAGCUCGGCCCCUUAUGUCCAAUGAAGGUCAAUCUUAACACUUCAGCAAACCAAGACAUUCUGGACAAUGCUAUGCUGCCAACUUUGUGGCAACCGUUUGAGGAAGGUCCUUUUCUAUUCCAACAUGAUUGUGCCCCAGUGACUUUAAGGAAAUGGUUUGACAAGUUUGGUGUGGAAGAACUUGACUGACCCACACAGAGCCAAACCUGCCUGACCUCAUAAAUGCCCUACGGAAUGAAUGGACGCAAAUUCCCAAAGAAAGACUUCAAAAUCUUGAGGAAAGUCGUUCAAGAAGUGUGAAAGCUGUUUGAGCUGCAAAAGGGAAACCAACCCCGUAUUAAAGAAGCUUCUAAUAAUUGAAAUACAAAUGACAAAAUAAUAAACACUUGAUAUCGUCAAAAGUAGUUUUGAUUGGCUUAUUUCACAGCAGA